Messenger RNA from Actinia tenebrosa (Australian red waratah sea anemone), 1669 nucleotides. RefSeq names its product isocitrate dehydrogenase [NAD] subunit gamma, mitochondrial. Lineage: Eukaryota; Metazoa; Cnidaria; Anthozoa; Actiniaria; Actiniidae. Gene Ontology annotation, cellular component: mitochondrion. Gene Ontology annotation, biological process: isocitrate metabolic process; tricarboxylic acid cycle. The record is from RefSeq and is a predicted model, not a curated record. Gene Ontology annotation, molecular function: NAD binding; oxidoreductase activity, acting on the CH-OH group of donors, NAD or NADP as acceptor; magnesium ion binding.
UAUAUUGUAACCGCUGACUGGAUUAGGAGCCAGCAAUCAACAACAUGGCGGCUGUUCUGUUCAGGUCAAGACUACUUCAGAYAGGAUCGUCUAAAAUACUCCUAAAAGCAGGACUCAGGUCCUCGUCCUGUGCACUUAGGAAGUCCCAGAGUGCAGCCUAUCAUCCACAUGACCAUCACCCAAGACAACAUAUUCCACCACUUGCCAAAUAUGGUGGUCGCAACACAGUGACCCUUAUACCUGGUGAUGGCAUUGGGCCGGAGAUGGUUAUUGCUGUCAAAGAUAUUUUCAGACAUGUGGGUGUGCCAGUGGAUUUUGAAGAGCUUAAUGUUAGUGGUUUAGAUAUUGUGGAUAUGGAAUCUCAYGAAGAUGCCAUGGAUCAUGCAGUGACAUCAAUACGACGUAAUGGUGUUGCAAUCAAAGGAAACAUUUUCACACCACUCGACACACAUCCAGAUUUUCGAUCUCUUAAUUUGGAACUGAGACUGCGUUUAGAUCUGUUUGCUAAUGUUGUGAGAUGCAAAUCAAUCCCUACUAUAAAAACCAGACACACUGAUAUAGAUCUAGUGAUUAUCAGACAAAAUACUGAAGGAGAGUACAGCCAACUUGAACAUCAGAAUAUUCCAGGUGUGGUUGAGAACUUUAAAAUAACUACAGAAGAAAAGUGUGUUCAGAUUGCCGAGUAUGCCUUUGAAUUUGCCAAGAAACACGGCCGCAAGAAAAUCACUGCAGUUCAUAAGGCAAACAUAAUGAAAAUGGGUGAUGGAUUGUUUCUUCACUGUUGCAAYGAGGAGGCCAAGAAACACCCAAAUAUUGAGUACGAUAGUAUGAUUAUUGACAACUGCUGUAUGCAACUGGUAAGCAAUCCAAACCAAUUUGAUGUAAUGCUCUUGCCAAACCUCUAUGGUAAUAUUGUCAGUAAUAUUGGAGCUUCGCUGGUUGGUGGACCAGGAGUAGUGCCGGGAGAAAACUAUGGUCCUGAUUAUGCUGUAUUUGAAUCAGGGUCCAGACACACUGGUCUAGAUAUCAAGGGAAAAGGUAUCUCUAACCCUAUCAGUAUGUUGUUUGCAAGCACCUUGAUGUUGCAAYACCUUGAGUUUACWGCAUACGCCGAUCUCAUAAACAAAGCCAUCUUGGACGUCGUAAACAAAAGAAUACUUACAGCUGAUGUAGGUGGAACGGCUUCUACUACAGAAUUCCUUGCGGCCCUGAAACAAGAACUCGACACGUCACCAAGAGUGAAGCGGAUUUACUGAUUCCCAGAUCUCAGUAUUUCGAUCCCGGGUUCCUUUCGAUCUUCCCCACCACAAUGCGUUUUAUUAUAAUAACCGCUUGAUAUAAAUCAAUUGAACAUAAAUAAAUUCAAUUGUAGACUUAGAAUUGAGUUAACAUAUUCAAAUUUUAAAAUGGUUUUUCUAAUGACACUCUGUAAAUCUAAGUGAUCGAGUGGUAAGAGCCUCCUUGGGUUCUUAGGGCCUGUCACGUAACGUCGCGUGACAGCGUCGCGUGACAGACCCUUAGAACGUCUGCGUCGGAGGCUAGUGGUAAAUGUAUGCAGGGCUGUGUUGUGAUUCUCGUUCUACAAGCUAGUGGAUGGGUAAAUCAGCUUUAAAUGAUUGUAAAUACAACAUAUAAACUAUAGGUAAUCAAUAAAAUAUCGUUUAUCCAA